Molecule: messenger RNA, 25323 nt
Organism: Podarcis lilfordi (Lilford's wall lizard)
Lineage: Eukaryota; Metazoa; Chordata; Lepidosauria; Squamata; Lacertidae
Source: the annotation of a GenBank genome assembly
CGGGUAGAGACGUCGGAGCCGCUGGCUCAGCUCCUGCUCCUCUGGGGGAGGCGGCGGCGGCGGCGGCGGCAGCACCGAGUCUCCCCCAGGUGAGCUCGCUGCACCCGCGUCCGCCAUCUUGGAUACACUAUUGUGUCAGAAGGAGGGGAGCGGGACCUGUUUCCCUGGCUGUCCAAUGGGACGCGGGCUCGGCCACAAUGGAGCCGAAGGGCGCGAUGGGAAAUCGAGUCCGAGCGCCACCUCUGGACUGGGUCAACCCAGGGGGUGAGUGACUACAAGUUCCGAGGAACACUGCACAGGAGGGCCCGCCCACUCCUGGCACCGCAGAGCCCGCCGGGAUAAUGAGUAUAGUAAGGACUCCGCGGGACAGUCCAGGAGAUUUCUCACCUUUCAGAACUAUUAAGCCGGGCGGGGCGGGGGGGGGGGGAGCCCCAUACAGUAAACAUGCCCGGAAUUGGGCAACACGGCUGCAGUCUUGUGCAUGCUUAACGUAAGCGCCAGUGAGUAAAGCGAGAUUCACUUCUGAAUAAAAAUGCAUAGGAUCAUCCAGGCCAGCUAUAAACUAGUUGUAGAAAAGGGAGAUGGACGGACAACUAGAUUGGUACUUCUACCCGGUGACGGCAAUUACACAAAUACGCAAAUACCGUGUCACGCAUGCAUCUCGUUAAGAAAAGUGACACCAGCCUCAACACUGUCCCAAAGCACAGCUCACUUUUUAUAUAAGGGACUAGUUUCAGACACACAGGAUCGAGCCCUUCACGCGCUGGAAAGCGGCAUUUAGAGAAGCAAAAAUAAAAUAAACGGUGUGCGUGUGUUGGCGUGGGCGCGCGAGCUAAAUAGGACGCGUCACGACUAGCUCUUUCAUUUAACCUGAACGGCUCACGAGUCACGGCACGGCUAGCAAACUUGCCCUUAUGCCUUCCCCCAGGACGAAUGCAUUCUAUCAGCAUCCUGGAGCCCAACGUCACUACCACCACGCGUCGGACUAAGCCAGCCACCCGCGUUAUAUAGCCGGGCACAGGUUUGAAAUCCUCUGGGAAAGCAGCUUUCGGGUCGUGCGUUAUCCUCUCAAGCGCCUCUGGAGGGCGCUGCGGCCUCAGUCUAGACAGCAGGUGGCGGUGGUUGCCAUGGCGACCGAGUGUAAACAUCCUCUGCAGGCGCCGUUCCUCUACCCUCCUCGCAGCCAUGAAGAGUAGCCCCUCGACCUUUUUGCCGUGAGUCCGUCAGGAAGGAGACGGGUUGGAGGGGUAAAGGCUGGGAAAGGCCAUUCUGGAAAUAUAUCCUUAAUCCCAGAGAGGUGGGGAUCACCUCCGCUUGCUCCAAGAAAAGGCACUUCGCACAUGAGGCGAGGCAUGUUCUUUCUGCCGGUUUCUUAGCAACAUACUGUACGUACUUGGAAGCUGCUUUCAAGCAGGUCAGCCUGUUCGUCUACCAAACCAGCCUUCCCCAACCUGGUGCUCUCCGGAUGGUUUGGACUACAGCGUGUGCUGGCAGGGGCUGCUGGGAGUUGUAGACCAAAACAUAUGGAGGACACUAGUAUCUUGAAGGUUGUACUGGCCCAGUGCUUUCUGCUCUGACUGGCACUGGCUCUCCAGGGUCUAAGACAAAGUUCUCCCUGGUGAGGAUGAAGGAGAAAUCUGAUUCAGUUUGCAUUUAAAGGCAAAGCUACCUACCGGUAAUUCACACUUUCCAAAACAAUAUGUAAACCAGCACCUCAUAGGGUAAGUGCAGAGACUUUUCACCAGGUACAGUUCAGCCCUGAUCAUUUUAAUCAACAUUAGAUGUAAACCAUGGGUAGGCAAACUAAGGCGCGGGGGCUGGAUCUGGCCCAAUUGCUUUCUAAAUCCGGCCCGCAGAUGGUCUGGGAAUCAGCGUGUUUUUACAUGAGUAGAAUGUGUCCUUUAAUUUCAAAUGCAUCUUUGGGUUAUUUGUGGGGCAUAGAAAUUCGUUCUCCCCCCCCCCCCAAAAAAAUAGUCCGGUCCCCCACAAGGUCUGAGGGACAGUGGACCGGCCCCCUGCUGAAAAAGUUUGCUGACCCCUGAACGAUAUUACUCAUAUGCUGUACAGUAUGGAGAUUAUUAUAUGUUUUUCGGUAUGGAGGCAAACCUUCUAGUUUACAAUAUACUUCCCAAGACAUUUGGCAAAGGAUGAGAUAUUGCCCCUCCAUUUGAAGUCAGGUGGACUGGUAGUUGUGUAUUACUUCAACACUAGUGAUAGGACAACAUCCUCCAUCGCACAUGAGUGUAGGAGACUAACAGCUCAGUACUCUUAAGACCUUACCACCACACCCUGCUCCCCAAUAUUUGCUGCCUGAGUCAAGUACCUCAAUCUAAUUAAUGGUAGGACUAGCUCUGGUGACCUUUAGUGUCUGAGUGUUUUAGGCAGUUGGGCAAAUUUAUAUGUACGGACAAAGUUUCCUGCUUUUGACUGUUGUCAUUCUUGGAAUACGGUGGCAAAGACACUUUUGCUGAUUAAAUAACUAGACUUUGGUAGGAUUCAGCAGCAUCUUGUAGUCAUACAAUAACUUUUUUUCUCUUUUUAUUUCAGGGUCAGUAGUCAGGACUCUGAUAAAAGGUAUUGCAAUAAAAUAGAAGAGUUAAUUACUUAAAUUAGCUUUGUGGUUGCAGUAAGAACUUUGGCUUUGACAGUUCUUACUACAGGUUUCCCACCUUUUUGGUCUUGAGGACUACAUUCACUGGUAGCUAGUAGGCUGCACACACAUGUACCAUAUCCGUUCUCUCAUGCACACUGACGCAGGCAGGCAGGCAGGGGCUUGGAGUAGGUAGGAGGCACCCCAUAACUGCUCACUACCUAGCUACAGUACUUCCUCCAUAGUUCCCAUCACCAGUUGAGCAGCAGGAAAGGAGGAGUCACACACUGGACAGAGAUAUCUGCCCAUCACCUCAUAACUUUUCACUGCCCAGCAGAUGUGCUGGCAAAUGUACUCUCUUCAGCCUGCGAAGCAACUGUUUCAGGGAGCUGUGGAAGACACGCAUGCAAAUGCUUCAAAUGUGGGGCAGAUGGGUUGGAUUGAAAUGGCCUUGUGGGCCAAAUGAGGAGGCUUGCAGGCCUGAUUACAGUGGAAGCUCGGGUUGCGAAUGUGAUCCAUGCGGGAGGCACAUUCGCAACCUGCAGCGUUCGCAACCCACAGCGCCACGUCUGCGCAUGCUUGGGUUGUGAUUUGACGCUUAUGCGCAAAGUGCGAUUUAGUGGUUCUGCGCAUGUGCGAGCGCCAAAACCUGGAAGUAACCUGUUCCAGUACUUCCGGGUUCGGCAUGGUGCGCAACCUGAAAACGUGCAACCCGAAGCAUCUGUAACCCGAGGUAUGACUGUAUAUGCUUUAAACGUGUGCUGCGUACACAGCCUUAUGGAGCAAUCCUAUAUUUGAGCUACACUGGCUGAUGGACCAUAGGAUUUGGUGAAAACCCAGCUACAUUGGUGGAUUCAAGAUAUGUCUGUGGCAUGAAAAAUACACAAUGGGAACAUUCCAGAUACAUCAGUGGAACACUAUCUCUCUUUGCUGGUAGAAUGGCUCUGCCAUAGAGUAUUUUACUGGCAUAUCUGUUCCACUAGCAUAUUUGCAUUGGAAUCAUUGAAUCUGAUGUUCCACCUGCAAAGCAGGGCUUCUGCCACAUCCUAUAGACCCUCAAAUAGCAUGCCCUUAAUAUCCUGGUUAGUAAACUAACUGACAUGAAAUCAAAAUUCCCAGUUUGGGAUACAAUAGGGAACUCUGCUUUAAACAUACCAGGAUCUGUGUGCCAAAGCUUUUGUGCAAUAGGAGGAAGAGAGGAGUACAUGAGCCCAGUGCCUGCUUGUGGCUUCAUUAAAAAAAUAAGUGAUGUUACACCUGAGCCUUGGGAUGCAGGAAUUUGACACUGAAAGAUAUACGACAUAGCAACUGAGGAGUUUGUUCCUAAUAGCUGGCUGAUUUGUGUUAACAGCCUUUCCUUUGAAAUGCAGUAAGGAGGCCCUGGAUUGAGAGAAAUGACAUUGCUCAUUCUCAUUUUGACGUGAGUUCCUCCAUAGAACUGCAAUUUCCCCUUCUUGUCAAUUAUCCAGGGUAUCAUUCCUGAAAUGCACUCAGAAUCUAAAUUGUCAAGAAAAAUUACCUGAUCUGAAGGAAUCAUUUCAGAAGAAAAGAAAAUCUCUGGUGAGUUUGAGCAGAUCAGGCAUGACAAUGCUCAUCCCUUGCUAAUUUGUAAGUUGCUUUGGGUCACUAAGUAACAAUUAAAUAUAACAACAACAGGGGCGGUGCCAGGCCUUCUGAUCUUAGCAGUCUGCUAACUACUUCAGCUAUCCUAGGGCUGCCACAUGGCUACAGCUCUAGGCAAGAAGGAUGCUCUGAUACCCUCCCUUUGUAAAGUAAGAAAAGCAAGAGUCUAUUUCACCCUGAGCAAGAGGGGCCCGAGAGCUAAGGAAAGGACUAACAGUACUAACAGUACUAUUCUGAUAAGGCUUCUUCCUAGGCAGUUACUUUUUUCUGGGGGUACACAGGGGUAAGCAUACCCCUAAACAUUUUGUGAAUCUAAGUUUGGCCACAUUGAGGGGCAGUAUUUCAAUAUGAUUAGGAAAAUGAGAGUACCCCUAAACAUUUUUUUAUAGAAAAAAGCACUGUUCCUAAGUAAGUGGAGUAAGGAAUAAGGAUUACAUCCUAAGUCUUGGACUUAUUCUCUUCCCUUGUUGGGUGACUGGUUUUUGUUAAAGGACCUGAACCAUUCCUGUGCUGAAUGCCUGAAGUACAGGUGUGAUCAUGUUUAUAAUAAGGGUCAUACGUUUCAGUUCAUAUUAGCUGAUGUCACUGGUUGGUGGCUGAAACCACUAAUAUGUUGGGAGGUCUGAAACACACACCAAUGGGUAGGAUCCUGCUUGAAGGUCUGAUUUGCCACUGCCCAUAAUCAUAAUCUAUCACUUUUCAGAGCCACUCUAGCAGUCAGUUGUCUUCAUGGCCUGCAUACGCACCAGGACACAUUAUCUUGCAGAAUCGAAAACCAUGUACUACCUCUGAAUGGCAAAGGUAUGUAGGAUAAAUGUUGUACAUUAAAUGUGAAGUUUUCUGGGCUUCUCUGCAUUGUAAACUGAUACUGUAUUUUUGCCAACUGUCAUGGUUUCCUGCAUAGAAUCUAGGAACUGUACUCUGGUAAAGGUACCAAAAUUUCUCAUUAGGGGAGAAGCAUAUCCAGAAUGGGUUUUCUCCUCCCACAUGCUCAAGAGCAGGGGUGGGUAAUCUCAGGCUCGUGGGCCAAAUGUGGCCCCAUAGGUCUCUUUAUAUGGCCCUUGGGUAGGGUUGCCAUAUGUCCAGGAAAUCCCAGACAUGUCCUCUUUUAGGGGACCAACAUGCCCAUCCAGGGGGAUUUUUACAUUUCAAAGGAGAUGUCUGGGUUUUGUUUUGUUUUUUGGAUUUGGGCAGCGUGGGCUUGGGCUCAUGCAUGGGUGGCACAGGCGCAGGCUGCUCUGCAUGCCGCAGCCACUUGCAGCCUAAGCCAGGGAAAGAGGUGUGUGGACAUGGCAGUGCGCCUGUUGAUAUUUUCACGCCCUCCCAUUGCAAGAAUCUCCUGAUCUGAUGUUUUGAGAAAGAAGGGGGCGGAAACUGCUCUUCUAUUCUUCCGCUCCUGACUGCCUGACUCUAUGUGUGGAGAGAGUCUUAUCUACGUAGUGACUAGAUGGCUGAGUGGGAGCUGUAACACUCAUGCAAGCCAGUAGUUCUUUAGUUUGUAGUAGCUAUUAGAAGUUAUGCUUCACAGCUAGCUUCCGCGUUAUUUAUACUCUGCUGAGUCUGGUGCUCACAGUGCACAGUUGUGAGUCCAGUGCACUGAGACUUGCUUUCUAGGAUUGGAAGGUCUCUGAACGUGCUCCAGUCGCCUAGCGCAGUCGGGGCAGAACCAGUUAUCGAGCCCAGUCGCUGACAUUGGUUGAAAGGCGUACCGACAGCGCCUGUGCCCACACACUUCUUUCCCCGGCCCUGGCUGUCCUCUUUUUUGCUCUUCAAGAUAUGGCAACCCUACCCUUGGGACUUUCCCCAGACACACUGCCACCUCAGCCAUGCCCCUUACAGAACCUGUUUCACAUACUCCUUGAAUGUUUUUGCGUGGUUGGAAUGCGUCUUUGAACUCUGAUAAUGUUUCUUGGGGGAUAGAGGUGAGUGUAUGACUGAGUUUAUUUAGAAACUAGCCUACUGCACACAGGUAAAAUUGGUAUUCGUUGCUCUGCCCACUUUUACCUCUCCCACUGCCCUAGGCUGGUACUGAAGGAAUGGGUUUCUGUGCAGUCAGUCUGAAACGGGACCCAAAAUCCAAAUUUUUCCUCCUCCAAGGGAGCAUUUCUAAAAUGCAUUAAUUCGAGCUCUUGAGUCUAUACAUUGACUCAACAGAAAGCCAGCUGUAUAAAUAAGUGCUCAAAGCCCUCUCCUUUAUCAGUCCGUGAUGGCAAUGGAUGACCUUGCCAGUUCUGUGGAGCAGGGAUGACACAUCUGGGUCUUAUCUUACAUCCUGACCACAAAAGACGCACAGACCUUGUCAAGUCUGACAAGAGACCCGGGAACUGUGCCAGGAGUGUUCUCAGAGUUGGUGACCUCCUGCCCCAAGAUAAGAGUAUAGGAACAGGAACAACCUUUUAUGGUCAAGAGUACCGGAACAGGAAUAUCUGUUUAUGGUCAUGGAUGUCAACUUACGUGUAUAAGCUGACGUGGUUGGAUUCCUGGGGAAGGGGGGAGAGGGUGCCUGGAGGAUAUAUAUACUGCAUGAAAUUUCUCAUUUCUUUGGACUUGCUGUGAGCUGACCACGCAAGUGCCUUCUGCUAUCUGGAGAGCAGAAUAAACUCUUUCUCUGAAUCAACCUCCGUGUCAUUUGACUUCCUUCCUCCUGUCCGGGAGCAACGCAGACCCCACCAAUCGGUAUAGUCUAAUAAGGCUACAGAACAUGGUGUAUGGAAGCUUGCUCAGAAGGGAAUGUGGCCUUUAGGCUGUACUACGUCUCUAGAGGUAGGGAUUAAAUAUGCAAAUUAAAUCAGCUCGGCCACUUUUGUGUCAUGGGACCUGAGGAGACACUGCUGGGGGGUUGGCUGUAUGAAGAUGCCAUAUGAAAACGUUUCUCUAUAACCAGGCCUUUAGCUGGUGUUAUAAGAAAAGCUGCUCCCUUUCCCUUAUGGUGUAUUCUGGAGCACGUAUAGCAUGGGUAGGCAAACUAAGGCCCUGGGGCCGGAUCCGGCUUAAUCGCCUUCUAAAUCCUGCCUGCGGCCGGUCCAGGAAUCAGUGUGUUUUUACAUGAGUAGAAUGCGUUCUUUUGUUUAAAAUGCAUCUCUGGGUUAUUUGUGGGGCAUAGGAAUUCAUUCAUUUCUCCCCCCCCCAAAAAAAUAUAGUCUGGUCCCCCACAAGGUCUGAGGGAAAGUGAACCAGCCUCCUGCUGAAAAAAUUUGCUGACCCCUGCCGUAUAGAGUCUUUAAGUGGGUUCCCUAUCAAUAGGAGAAAACAGAGGACAGCCAGAGUAUAUUGAGAAGCAAAGUGGCUAAUAAGCCUGAUCUUUAUUAAAGGAACUGUUGCAACAGGGUCCCCACUCACCACACAUAGGAGGGAGGAGAACCCUGAACAAUGGUGCACAAGCACUUAUAUAGACUUGAAAUUGCCCACCCUGUAGCCCAAGACCACCCCCCAAAACAUCAUACAUAAAUCACAGAAGGUGGUGGUCUACAGCAGAAAUCCUGCCUGCCAGGAUACUUGAUAAUGAUCACUUAUUGCAUUACCUGGGCAGUUUGGCCAUUCUUUUGUGAUGGUUAAUACUUUAGUUCCUGAAUCCAGGUCACAGGCUCACCCUAUUCAUACACAAAUACACUCUCAAGACAGGAUUUGCAAGCAAAAAGACAAUGGAAAGCCUUUCCCCAUUUGCCUCCCUUACUCCAGAGGAGCAGUCAAGGUCAUUGGGAGAGUCAAAAUGGCUUCAGAAUUGCUUUCCCAUCCUAUUUCAGACACAUGGGUCAUAUAUUUAGAUAUGUGUGCAUUUAUGAGUAUUUAUUCUAUAUGUGAGACCUUAAAAUUCUUAUAACACUGGUUACACAUUCUAUGGCCUUUUAAAUGCAUUUGUGGGGGGGGGGUUACUGGUUUGUUUUUGUUUUUUAUGUAUUUUGUGUUCUCAUUUUGUAUUUUUAUGUUGUGAACCACCCUGUGAUCUUUGGAUGAAGGACGGCAUACAAAUUUAAUAAAUACUAAUAAUGAUGAUAAUAAUAAUAAUAUAAAGGCAGGCGAUGAGUUUUCUGCAGACAAUCAUGGGGAGGGACUCAGCUGUCUAGGAUAGACCCUGCCAGGGUGUGGGGAGACUGAGGAACUGCUUGGAGAAGAGGAUCCUGGCUUCUGAUCACCCCAUCCCCUCUCCCUACCAGUCUUCCCAGCACACAGCAUCUGCACAACUUCUGCCUGUUGCACCAACACUGGCUCCAGAGUUCCCACUGCUGCUCUGUCUGUUCUAGAGAUGUUGGCAACAGCGCCUUCAUUGCCUAGGUUAUGGAGAUGCCCAGGGCGCCAAACUUGAAUAAAAUAUUGGGGGGGGGGGUUCCAAGUAAGUCCUGCCCCACAUAAUCUAUCACUUGAUGGGGUGCACACACCAUUUGAAUGGCAAUGCCCAUCAACUUGGGGGCCAGCCCCCUCAAAUAUUUUAUGGGGGGCAAAGCCCCUUCGACCCCUAGGAGUUGGCUCCUAUGGAGAUGCCAGUGCAGGCAUGACAGACAGUUCAGGCCCAGCCUUCCUGGAGAAGUUCCCAAUUGCUUGCCCAGUUGAAGGAACAGUCCCCUUGGCUGUGCUAAGUUGUGCCUGCCCCAUUCCUAUGUAAGAGGGUUGUAGGGGUGUGUGUGUGUCAUUUGUGGGAUCAACAUCUUAACUUGCCUAGCCUUGCCUACACCUGUUGCGCCUAUCUACCCUUACCAACAGUUUACCCUGUAGCAAUUCAAGCGUUAAGGUUCCUAUGUUGUUAAAAUCAGAGUCCAAGUUUUUUAUAUGGUGAGAGCCAGGACAUUUUGUGUGGAGGAAGCCCCUCCGAGUUCCAUUCCUGCUCUUCCUCAGCUUCCAGUGAGUGUUUCUGACAGGAGUUCCAUAUAUGAAUUGUCAUGAGGAAAUUUUGGGAACCAUAGUUUAAUUAAAUGUUGAGACUUGUGUUAAAUGUCCCCAACACCUUCUCAGAACUCCCAAGGCUCUCUGAGAAGAAGGAACAGCUGUCUGUUCAGAUGUGACCACCGAGAGCCGUUUGACAUCUCUGUGAGUGGUGUUUGCGACUUUGUAUUGAAUUUCCAUUCUGAAAUGCAGAUAUUUUGGAUCAUAUUACAGUUACAACAAUGCACAAAAAUGUACGGUAUAUCAAAAUGUGAACAUGUGUAUAAAGUUUCAUUUUCUUGUCUUUCAGCAUCAACAAAGAACAGCUUCCUCUUUCCAUACCAAAACCACGCUACCUCGAAGAUCUGGAAUCCCAUUUGAGGAGAGAGCUGCAAGCACUUGACCUUACUAAAGGGAAAGUUCAGGAACUUAAACUCCAGGUCUGAGUAAUAAACUCUGCUCUCAUUUUACAAUCUUGAGUGUGAACACAUUUAUUUAGCCCACCAAGAUUUUUCUCAAAGGAAAAGGGGUGUAUACAGAAGCCUCAUAUAACCAGUGCUGACUUGGGGAUAGGUUUUAAUGGGUAGGAGAGGAUAUAUUACCGUAAUUUUCGCUCCAAAACACACACUUUUUUGCUCCUAGAAAGUAAGGGAAAAUGCCUGUGCGUGUUACGGAGCGAAUGCACUCGACUGGAGCCAUGGCUGCCGUCCGUCAAGCAAAGCAGGGCUCUAGCUUUGCUUGCUUUACAGGCUUUGCAGGGCUCUAGCUUUGCUUGCUUUACAGCCAGGAGGAGGGAGAGGAGCCGAGGAGGAGGAGGGAGGGAAGGAGAGCCAUGGCAGCAAAGCGGGCAGCAGCCGCUUACAUGGGAGGAGGGACAGACAGGAGCCAUAGCAUGCCGGAAAAGCGCCGCGUAGCCAGCAACAGCUGCUGCAACUCUCAGCUAGCAACUCUCUCUAAAUGGAGCAAUGAGGCUGCAGAGGGACGGCAGGGCACAGGAGGGCUCUGAGCCACGAGCCCAGUGAAAACCAGUAAAAAAGUUUUUAAAAGGCUGCUGGGGACAGGAGGGCACGGGAUGAGGGAGAGGGGGAAAUUUCGAUUCUCCCAGCGUCUCAGCUGAUCCGCUGAGCAGGACUUGGGUUGCAGGGGAUUUGCCAUUAGCUGCGUAAAGCAGCAAAGAGGGAGAGAAGGAGCAAAGCGGGAGAGGAAAGGAGCUGCUUACACUGCUGUAAGUGGCUGCUGUCCGGUUGGCUCCUUUAAAGCAACAGUGCUCUUUCCCUCCCCCCUCCCCGCUCAGCUUGCCGAAAAGCUCCUUUUCCACACACCCCACACGAGCUCCUUCUCCCCUUAAACCCCUCUCCUGCAUCAUUAGCAGCAUCCUUCUCCACAGACCCCAUGUGUGUUCCUUCUCUCCAUAGACCCCUCGCCUGCAUUAUUGGCCGCAUCCUUCUCUACACACCCCACGCAUGUUCCUUCUCCCCUUAAACCCCUCGCCUGCAUUAUUAGCCACAUCCUUCUCCACACACCCCAUGCGUGUUCCUUCUCCCCUUAAACCCCUCGCCUGCAUUAUUAGCCGCAUCCUUCUCCACACACCCCACGCGUGUUCCUUCUCCCCUUAAAACCCUCUUCUGCAUCAUUAGCAGCAUCCUUCUCCACACACCCCACGCAUGUUCCUUCUCCCCUUAAACCCCUCUUCUGCAUUAUUAGCAGCAUCCUUCUCCACACACCCCACGCGUGCUCCUUGUCCCUUGAAUGCUUUUCCUUCCCUCCCCACUUAAAACGUGGUUACAAAGCACGGAUCCACAUGGAUCCUCAGGAUUUUUGCACUGGGUCACCCCAAGUUCACCAUCAGAUCACAUAGCAUAUCCAUGGCUACAGCCUGCACCAAAAAACACACACGCACCCACUGUUUCAUGGGGCUGCAAUGACGCAAAAACGUGGUUACAAAGCAUGGAUCCACAUGGAUCCUCAGGAUUUCUGCAUUGGGCCACCCCAAACUCACCGUCAGAUCACGUCUGUGGCCACAGCAUGAACCACAAAAAUCAUACAUCCACUGUUUCGUUUAGAAUAUUUUUUUCUUGUUUUCCUCCUCUAAAAACUACGUGUGUGUUAUGGUCAGGUGAGUGUUAUAGAGCGAAAAAUACGGUAAUUGCAAUUUAUCCAACAGCCACCCAGAACACAGGACUGGUGUUAGUGCCCCUGACUGAGCAUCUCCUUAAAAUACCGUGCAAGCAAUCUAAUAGCAGUCAAAGUAAGAUACACAUCCUUGUUUAAUAAAGGAUUAUAUCUCACUGCUGGUUAUCAGGUCUAGAUAUAAAAUAUAUUCAAUUAACAGGAUUUAUAGUAGUACUGUUGUCCUCCCCUCCCUUUUUCUCUCAUUAGCCCUAUAGAGAAGUAUUUGAGUUCUUCAUGGAAGAAUUCAGAACCUACAAGCCUUUGUUGGCUUCUAUCAAGAAAGAGUAUGAACUGACUAUAGGUAAGAGAGCAUCAAUUAUUUUAUACCAGAUGUAAUUCUGAACAAGCAAAUUUGCUUAGCUAUAGUGGAUCAGAGGCCAAACAGUAGGUAAACAGUAGACUUCCCCACUAAAAAUGAAUAAACGAACUGUUCAUUAACUCCCUUCUAAUGAGGACAAGACAUUGAAAACAGACAAAAGAUUUCCGACAAAACCCACACAUUUUCCUUUUUUAAGUUUAAAAAGGAACCUUCACGGGUCCUGGAAACUUUAAGUAACUUUGGAACCUAUCUUUUAUGACAUUUAGCAUAUCUGAAAGAGAAGAUCUACUCCCUGGAGUCAGUGAAUGCCAUUCUGGUCACAGCCUCUGAUCAAUGUACUCGGCAAAUCCUGGCCUUUCAGGAGCAAGAGAAAAUACAAAUUGCAAAGCUGAAGGAUGAGAGGAUCUACUUACUGAAGCUUAUUGACAAAAUGAAGGAGGAGAAAUAUUCUUUAGAAACCCAGGUGAGACAGACGCCUCCCCAUCUACACUUGUGUCAAGUAUGACUCAAGAAUCCUGUUUAUUAAAAUAGAAAGCACAAGUCAGUUUAGGAGUGUUUGCAAAAAAUCCCCUUAUGCUUUAAGGUGUAUCAGUUGAGGUUGUCUGACAUCAGGAGAUAACAAUAGCAAGUUCUGUGCUUUGGCUGAUGAAGUCAUUGUUCUGGUUAAAAAAACAAAACAGUGGUGCUCUGGUCCAUUUCUGCUGUACCACACCCCCUGGGUUCCAGGUAGCUUUGACUGGGACUGUUCUGUCACUGUUCACAGAAUAGUUUUGUGGGAGUCUUUUCAUAGGAUAGUUUGAGGGCAAGAUUCCUACAUAGUCCAAGCCCCAUCAUUAGGUGGUAGAAGUUCUAGAAUCCUUUGGGCAGCUAAAUUUGGUACCACUACCACCCUCCCCAAAGUAGAUAAAAUUUGCAGAUAGCUGCAUUCUUCUAAUGGACCAACACAGCUAACACAGCUGCCUUCAAUUUUAGAAAUACAGUUAGCUUCCUUCCAUGAUGCACACAUUUGACAGCACUGCAUCAUACAGUGUCACUUCAGAAGUUAUCACCUCCUUGGCCCAUCAAGGGUACUUGCUGGUUGGCUGUAGAGAGAUCACAGUACUUGCUUCCACUGCUGAGGCUGCAGCCACUGACAAAGUGAGCUUGUCAUAUCAGUGAUUAGCGGUCUCCUCUGCCUUACAUCACAUAGGUGGCUAAGAUGCGGAAGGCGGUGGCAGAGGAAUACCUCCGUUACCUGAAUGAGUCUGAUGCCCGCAAGCUGCUCCUUAUAGAUCUCAAUGAAAUGUACCGCCUGAAGGAAGAAAUGAAGUUUGCCCAAAUCCAAGGUAGAAGAUGUAGUUUUCCCAGUUAUGGGUAGCUUCUACAUAAGGUGGGCUGAAGAUUCUUCUUCAGGUGGGAAACUGGAAUGCAAUGUAGGGGUGGUUAAUAUAUGUCCCAAAUAUGUCCUCCCUGCUUGCUAUCAGAAGAUGGAGUCAUUACCUGUCUCAGAUCAACCUGUCUCACAGGAUGGUUGUAUGUAUGGCUUCCUGAGUUCCUUGGAGGAAGUGCUGGAUAAAAAUGUCAAUUAACACACACGUUUAGCAAUUAUAAAUGAAUGCUGCAGGAGAGAGGAGCAGGACUGGGCCUCCAGGAGGGUAUAUCAGGUUCCAUGGCAUACAGGAUGGGGGGACCUCCCUCCCCACUGCAGUGUCAUCAAAAAUUUCCCCACCAAGACUGCUAUUAGGAAAUAGAAGAACUGAGCCACUGAGACCAUAGCAGGGGAUGGGGAAGGCAGGGUGGAAAUGAGCCAGGGACUGAUGGCUAACCUUUCUCCAUAGUACUGAUCUUGCAAAUGGCUCCUACAGUAGUUUUUUUUACAUUUUAAAAAUAUGCAGUUUCUUUAAUGUAACAUUGCUUUGCCCCCCUGGGUUCAACCUAGACUAGCCUGGCUUAACAUUUCUCCCUCUUUCCUUGACUUUUUCAGCCCAUUAUGUAGUCAGUGGAAUUGUUCUGCUUAGCAUCAUGGAGAAAUGUCAAGUCAGUUGGUCUGUGUUAUCUUAUUGUCCUGAGGCAGCCUUUGCAGGAGCAAUCAAGAGAUACUGCCAUAUUGGGGGGGGGGGAAUCUCACCCUACUGGAGAAGAGUAACCUAAGCAUAACUUCCAGUGGCAACUUUGGGCCUGUCUGAACCAUUUUCUCUUAAAGAUGAAAAGGGGGAAGAUUCGGUGAAGCUGGCACUCGCUUUAAAGGUAGCACGACACGACCUCACCAAAGCCCAAGUGGAGCUGAACACCAUGAAGGCAAACUAUGGAGACGUAGUGCCCAGAAGAGAAUUUGAGUUGCAGGAACACAAAUGUAAUGAAUUGACUGAAAAGGUAACCAAAGGCUAUGCUGACCCCUACUGACGCUCCAAGGUUGGCUGGUUCUUCAUUAUUUGAGGAGGGUUUUCAGAGUGGGAUCUCCUCCCAUUUGCUCUAGAGUAGUAUUGGAGAACCUCUCACCCAUCGGCCUAAUUAGGCCAUUGGGCUUGCCCUGUUUGGCCUGCAAAACAGUUUUGGACAGCCACACCCGCCUGUCAGUUUCGUCUGAUGUCAUAUCACAUCAGGCAUCCAACACGUGAAUCUGUGGUGCCAAAUUAAAAACGAAGAAAUGGGAGCUCACGCUGAAGUGCACUCCCAGUUCUUUUUGCUGCUUGAAUUUUGCACUUUUAAAAUUUGACACCUUUUUCCGUUGCCCUGAAUUUAAUCUUUGCAGCCCCCAUUUGAAUUAUUUUUGAGUUCAGGCUGGGGCUUCAAAAGUAGAAAAGAAGAAUCCAUAGCACAGUAUGCCUCCUCCCCAGUUCUCCCAUUGCAGUCACAGCUUGCAGUUUGGAUCACCUGACUUCUGAAUCUGGGCCUCAGAAUCUGGGUCUCAGAAUUGGGGCCCAUUUCCCCACCCUUACUAGAAGCAGGGUUUAAUUAUUUAAAACAAGACUCCUUUAUGUGAUACGGUGCUUUUCUCUGGAAUGUCUCUUAAUUCCCAAUUUAGCAUUUAUGACAGGGAUUUUAAUGUUCUGACAGGAAUUCCUUGACAAGCACUUAAAGCAACCCACACACCUGUAGGCUGUCUAUCUACUAUUUUAACAUCUUAUUUAUAUACCACUUAAUCAUCCAGAAAAUGUAAGAAGCCUGUGUAGAAUGUAGAAUAUUCAUUUAAAAACAUUAAUAAAAUUUAACAUCAAGAACAAAUACACACACACACACCCCACACACAUGUGCAUGUGUGUGUAAAAUCAGAAAAUGUUAAAAUGUAUAUAAUCAAAUUGUAUGAGUAUGAUUGCCUAAACGAACAAGCAAAAUUAAUGGGUGCUAUGCGGGUGGCACUGUGGGUUAAACCACAGAGCCUAGGACUUGCCGAUCAGAAGGUUGGUGGUUCGAAUCCCCACAACGGAGUGAGGUCCCACUGUGGUAUAGUGGUUAAGAGCGGUGGACCCGUAAUCUGGUGAACCGGGUUCGCUUCCCUGCUCCUCCACACGCAGCUGCUGGGUGACCUUGGGCCAGUCACACUUCUCUGAAGUCUCUCAGCCCCACUCACCUCACAGAGUGUUUGUUGUGGGGGAGGAAGGGAAAGGAGAUUGUGAGCCGCUUUGAGACUCCCUAGGGUAGUGAUAAAGCGGGAUAUCAAAUCCAAACUCCUCCUCCUCUUCUUCUUCUUCUUCUUCUUCUUCUUCUUCUUCUUCUUUCCGUUGCUCGGUCCCUGCUCCUGCCAACCUAGCAGUUCGAAAGCACAUCAAAGUGCAAGUAGAUAAACAGGUACCGCUCCGGCUGGAAGGUAAACGGCGUUUCCAUGCGCUGCUCUGGUUCACCAGAAGUGGCUUAGUCAUGCUGGCCACAUGACCCGGAAGCUGUACGCCGGCUCCCUUGGCCAAUAAAGUGAGAUGAGCACCGCAACCCCAGAGUCGGUCACGACUGGACCUAAUGGUCAGGGGUCCCUUUACCUUUACUUAAAACAAUACAGGAAAGGUGCCUGCCUAAUAUUAAUGGGCAGGGAGUUCCAGAGAAUAGAUGCAUGCCUUGCCACAUAUUUACUUGUGUCCUUUGGCCUUGCCUUUCAGAUGACAAUUCUUCAAAAAGACUUUGAUGAUCUCCAAGAAGAAUAUGACACAAUGCUGGACAUACACAAGCAAGUUUCUGAGGAACGGGACAAGUUCUAUAAUGACCUUAUCAAUGUCCAGCGGUCCUCCACACCGCGGCCUAGCUGGGAAAAAUGUGCAGGUACUUUUUGUUGUUGCUGCUGUUGUGGUUGUUGUUGAUGUUGUCUUUAUGUGCCCAGGACAAGUAUACAGCAAUAUUACACAAUGAACAACAGAAAACAUCAAAAGGUCUAAAAAUUAUAAAUCUAAUGGAGUAAUCUAGUUAAUCACAGUCAACUCACCAUGCCAACUGUUGGAUCCCAGAUUUAUUUAUGCCUUAGAAAGCAGAGGUGUUGCUGGUUACUUAAAGGACUUGGGGCAAAGUCCCAUGAGAUAAAAGUGCAUAAAAUCUGCAUAUGCUAAUGUCUAUUUAUCAGAGCUGCCAGGUUGCCUCCAAGAUUGAGGAAGCACAGCAGGGCGCACAUGUGUGACUGGCUCUCUCUCCUGUUUCUUUUGAUUAGCAAGUACAGUAGAAUGUUUGCAGAGUUUAUAAGCAACAUCUUUUACUGACUAUAAGCCACUUUCGACAGGGAUUUCUUUGUCUUUUAUAUAGCUCCUGGAAUAAUUUUACGUGCUACACUCAUGACAACAAAUCUGAUAACUAAUUAAAUUCUUAUAUAAAGUUCUCCUUCCAGCUGCAUGGAUUGCUUGGCCCUAUCCGAUACCUCACAUCUUCUUGUUGUUGCAGAUGUGAUUGCUGAUGGGGCUGAGCACUGGAGUGCUUUGUCAGAGGGCAAAACUAGCGAUCAGUUGGUAGACGUGCUUUUGGAAGAAAUUGGUGCGGGACUUCUAAGAGAGAGGGACACCUUCGUGGCGCUGGUAUGGCUGUGCUGGCUAUUGCAUCCCUUGGGACUUUCACUCAUUUUCAGAGGUGGUCAAGAGGAGUCUUGGUCUCCACCUCUCCAAGGGGCCUGGCCUCAUUCCCAGCAACCUGGAGACCCUUUCCUUCCCUCUCUUGUGGUGAAGUGUGACAAGGGAAGAGAAGCAGUUCCUGCCUAAGAGAUGAGCAGUUUUCGAAAUGUCACAUACUGAAUCAGACAAUCAGUUCCUCUAGCUCUGCAUUCUCUACACUGCUGCUUUCCUGGGUUUCAGACAGGAAUCUUUCCCAGCCCUACCUGGAGAUGCUGGGGAUUGAACCAGGAACUUUCCUGGUGUUCUACCAUUGAAUCACAACCUUCUCCCAAAUGCAAGUUCUACUUUCCACACCGACCCAUUAAAAACACCUGCACAUUGCAGAAGAUUCUUGGGCCAUCUCCUUUUUUGUUUGUAUUCCUUUCUUGCCCGAAAAAUAGUAAGUGAAAGCAAAAUGGAACUGGAGGUGCCUUUCUCAAAAUUUGCUAUCUUUUAUUUGCAAAAGGUUUAUAAAGUGAGCCGCUAACCAUCUCUUGAGAGCAGGAAUGGGGGUUUAAUUUGAUUCAGUUUUCCUUUAAAGCAGAGCCUCCCUACUUCACCCUUUCCAGAACAGGACAUUUUCUGAAAAGCAACCAUCUUAUCCUUUGAAAUGCACAGUGCUCCAGAUUUUUCAGUAUCAUUCUCCAGCCAAGUGUACAAAAAUGCACACUAGGGUAAAGUGUGCAUUAAAAUGUAUAUAUUUAUAACACAAAACUAAUUAUAUUAGGGGCCAUUGCUUUGCAAAAAUUUAUCUAUUAGGCAAAAUUGCAUAUAAAUAUGUUCAUAGUAGGAUAAAUUAAAAUAAAUUAAAAUAUUAAUCAGUUUUCAUGAGGACUUAAAAAUAUUGCAUUCCAAUGAAAAUGUGAAGAAUUGUUAAGAAUGGAAAGAACUGGAAACAGAGAGAACCAAAUUGACAGAUUUGUCCAUCCCUCUUGGGGAAUCAAAUUACGUCAGGGCUAGCUUGCUAGAUUUCAUCCCCAUGCAGCCGCAAAGCAACUGUUGGGCAAACCUCUAUCUCUCAGCCUAACCUCUCUCACAGGACUGUUGUAAGGAUAAAUGUAAACCACUUCGAGGUUUUUGUUUAGAAUCAAGCAGAGUAUAAAUUUUAUGAAAGAAAAAUAAUGAAUGGGAGCAGGGGAGAUACACAGUAUGUAUAAAACCCUCCUCUGAGGAAAAUGGGAUAUGAUGUAAUAAAUAAAUAAAUCUUUCUGGGCAGAACCAAACUAAUUAUAAUUGAAAUCAACACAGUCCUGUCUUACUAAAUUCUGUUUAGCCAAAAUGUUGUGUUCUGAUACUUUUCUGCAACUGUUCAGAAGCUGUUUUGAAAGAAGAACACUACUUAGACUGCAUCUGGCCAGUCCACCUCCCCCCGCCCCAGCCAAGUUUGUCAGGUGGGUGUGGCUGCCUGUCCAUCAUUUGGCAUCUCAAUGACAUCAGGUUCACAGAGUUUUAAAUUAAGCUAUGCAGACAAAGGCACAGGAGUUUGCAGGUGCCAACAAUCAGCUGCCUUCUCAGCUGCAUCUUUACCAGCCAUCUGGUGAUGGGUGGGUAGAUGCAGCUUGGCCAAAAUGGCCUUGUGGGUUAUAUGUGGAGACCUGGUAGGCCUGCUGGCUAGCAUUUCCCUUCUUCUCACUUGCAUUGAAAGUGCAGUGGGUGUGUCGGUUUUGCGUCCUUGCACAGCACUCCAGGCACUUUAUAAAGGCUUAAGUAAUAGCAGCAGUAGGGACUCUGGCUUGUGUAUUGAUUUAAGUGUUUGGCUUUGUACAGGACUUAAUACUGUUCCUCUCACUAGGGGAGAAGCGAGAAGGUCCCUGUGUACUUGAGGUGUGAUGGUGUGGUUAGGAACAAGAAGCUGACCAAAAAGGAGAUUGUGACCAUUCUGAAGGAAAUAUGGAAAGAGAAAAUUGCAUCAGAUCUACAGGUAUCUUUGGUUCUAUUUCCUUAUGAAUGUGCUUGAGGCAACUGGAAACACAGGAAGCUGUUGUAGCAUGUCAGACCAUUGGCUAUUGAGCUCAGUACUACCAGCAGCAGCUGUCUAUGGUUUCAGGCAGGGUGUCUUUCUUAACCCUUCCUGAAGAUGCUGGGGAUUGACUCUGGGAUCUUGUGCUUGCAUAUUAUUAUUAUUAUUAGUAGUAGUAGUAGUAGUAGUACAGUGGAACCUUGGUUCUCGAACAGCAUAGUUGACGAACAAAUCAGCUCCCGAAUGCUGAAAACCUGAAAGUAAGUGUUCCGGUUUUUUAAUGUUUUUUGGAAGCCGAACGUCUGAUGCGGCUGUUGGCUAUUGUUUUUGGGGUACUUGCACCAAUCAGAAGCCACACCUUGGUUUUCGAACGUUUUGGGAGUCGAACAGACAUCCGGAACGAAUUAAGUUUGAGAACCAAGGUACCACUUGUAAUAGUAUGAACAUUGGCCCAGUAGCAAAUUGGCAACCAAGUCUCUGAGCAAGUCUCUGAGCAAAGAUGUUACAUGUUGACAGGAUCUCAAUCCUGAGGCUGCCAGGACCUCAUGUGACAAAACUGGAUGCAGAAGCAUCCAGAAGUAUAGUUACCAACCCUGUGAUUAGCCAUGGGCGGCUGGUUGAUUAAACUAAAAAAAAAAAAGAGAGGCCCAAACCUAGCUGAGCAGUUGUUACUACAAGUGAUUCCCAGUCUAUCUUCUUGAUGAGGAAUAUUUUUUACUAUGCAAUUUAAAAUUAUUGGGAGGGAAGCCUUUUUGAUUCAAGUAGAAGCUGUAAAGAAUUGCUCUCAACAGCUGAGUACUCUGUUCCAGAAACUGCAGCUGUCUCUCUUGCAGAAAGGAAAACAAUCCAGCUUUCCAGAGUUCUUCCUGAACUUCUUCCAGAAAAGGUAUGGUGACGCUCCUGCUUUUGACUGGACUUACAGCGUCUAUGAAAACAUCAAGCUCUAUAAAUCGAAUGAAGCCAUGUCGCUAUUUCAUCAAAUCCUGACUGGAGAGGUGAGCAGUCCCUCAUCUCACUUAAAGUGGAUUUUGCUUCCAUAGAUCUACAUAACCACACACCCCUGACAGUAAAUUCCAAUCUACUUUUUUUCCUAACCUGCUAUAAUAAGAAAUUGUGUAUUCCCCUUUCUUGCUCACAGUGGCUUUUUUAGAUCACAUGUUCUUCACUUCAUCUGAGCAAGUUUCCCUGGUGCAUGUGUUUUUCUUCUGAGAAAUUCACCUGCAGUUGGAGUAAAUUCAGCACUGAAGAAUCCUUUUAAUAAUUUCAGCUGACUGAGAUGUCCAGUUGUUGUGCUGAUGGUCCAUGCUCUACUCCUUUCCUAUUGCUGAAUGAGUUAAUGCUGGACAGUGCUGUAGCCUAACUCUUCUAUUUUCAUUUCCCCAGCUGGAUGAAGCAGUAUACCACAGCCACCUCCAGGAACUUGCCAACCUCGUAAGGGAGGUGACGGUUGCUGAUACCGCAAAUACUGGCCAGCUGACACGCGACGAGUUCAUGUAAGAGUUUGGAGCAGGAGGGAGGUGUCAUUUGCAACCAGGUGCAAAGGAGUUGAGCAGAAGUGUACAGUGGUACCUCAGGUUAAGAAUUUAAUUCGUUCCGGAGGUCUGUUCUUAACCUGAAACUGUUCUAAACCUGAAGGACCACUUUAGCUAAUGGGGCCUCCCGCUGCUGCCAUGCUGCCGCAGGGUGAUUUCUGUUCUCAUCCUGAAGCAAAGUUCUUAACCCGAGGUACCAUUUAUGGGUUAGCGGAGUCUGUAACCUGAAGCGCCUGUAACCCGAAGUACCACUGUAUAUUUAAUUUUAGCAAACUUAAGCAGAAUUGUUUUUCUCUGCAUAGACAGCCUUGGAGUUUUAUAGUACAGUAUUCUGAAUAUAUUUGAAAAGCAAGGAGUGAAGAUGGGGCCCCUUUCUUUGGUACAUUAUGGCAUGGGGAAAUUCAUAAAGUCACCUCCUCCUUCUCCUGAAACAUCAGUAUUUUAAAAAACAGCACACAUACAUAGUGCAUGUACAUAUGAAACCAAUACAUAAGCUGAAGGGUUUUCUCUCUCCUCCUGUAGCCUUGCCCUGAGGGCAGCUUUUCCACUAAAGACCGAAGAAUCUAUCCAAGAGUUAACUGUAGCUGCAGGCUACAAACCGGAGUAUCCUGAAACCUCUCUUUCAUACAAGCUCUUAUUCAUAGAGGUAGGUUUCUCCAGUCACGGCAUAGAACCAGAAGCAAUUAAUUAGUUUUAGAAAAAAAGGAUGGCUGGGGGAACAUGAUUAGGUUUUUAAAAUUAUACAUAGUAAAAAUAGCAUAAACAGAAGAGCUCAUGAACUGGCCAAACUUCUUUGGGGAGAAUAUUUUUCUCUUUCUUUCUGCAAGACCAGCAAAAUUUUGUGUAAAGGUUGGUGAUUAUAGGGUUAACUUACAGAGUUUGGUGCUUCGUGUCUGAAGGAGGGUUUUCUCUAUAAGAAGUCAGUCAGGAUGUCACGUCCCAGUUUCUUUGAUCUAUGAUUCUAGUUUUGUUUUCAGUCAGAGCUGAGUCGGAGUGUGUUUGAACUAUGAGAAGGAAGAUGUGUGAAAGCUCGGACAGAAAGAUUUACUGCUUGUAAAUAAUAAAGCUUCUAGAUUAGAAGAUUCUGUCUCUGGACUGUUUCACUCCCUAUUCUCCCAGGACAGCAACACCGCUGCAUCUCUGCUACUACUUCUGCCUCAGCUGAAGUGUUUUCCCAGAAGAUUGCACUGAGAGGGAAAGCAGUGUUUUUUGGCGCAGGGAAGCGUACUGGACAGGCAGAAGUCCAACAUUUGUGGACAAAGUUCAGUAUACUUUUUUAAAAGAUGGGCAAUAAAUUCAGUAAAUUCAUUUUUUUUUUAAAUAGCUCUUUACACACCACCUCAUAAGCUUAUGGAGUUGACUGUCAUAAGGUUAUGUAAAGGGCCACUGUCUUAGAUGGCUUUAAAAGGAGAGUAGGCACUUUAAUAGAGGAUGGGUUUAUAUUACAUGUCACAUAGAGGAGGGAGAAAGGUUGUUUUCUGCUGCUCCAGAGAAGCGGACACGGAGCAAUGGAUCCAAACUACAAGAAAGAAGAUUCCACCUAAACAUUAGGAAGAACUUCCUGACAGUAAGAGCUGUUCGACAGUGGAAUUUGCUGCCAAGGAGUGUGGUGGAGUCUCCUUCUUUGGAGGUCUUUAAGCAGAGGCUUGACAACCAUAUGUCAGGAGUGCUCUGAUGGUGUUUCCUGCUUGGCAGGGGAUUGGACUCGAUGGCCCUUGUGGUCUCUUCCAACUCUAUGAUUCUAUGAUUCUGUGAUUCUAUUAGCUAUGCUGCCUAAACAGACCUCCAUUUUGAGACACUGUCCCUGACUAGCAGAAGAGGAACAAUCAAUGGGAGAAGGCCACAGCCUUACUGCAUCUAGUUGGCCCCUGUGUGAAAGAAUGCUAGACUAGAUGGAUUUUUUAAAAAAUUAAGCAGGUCUUCUGUUCACACUGCUUUGGGCUGCAUUGUGCCUGUUUUUGUUUUUAAGUGACUCAUGGAACUUCCUGAAUUCAUAGUGCACCAGUGGUGUUGUCAUAGAAGCUGAAGUCUUAACUUUGGCUCUUUCCUUUGUUUUAUCUAUGACACCAAGCUAAAAAAACACUGGCUAUCCAUGGAGGGCAGGAUCCAAGCAACUCCCCUGCCAAUAGAGUAGGUAAUUAAAGCUAUAUUGACAAACCCUAGGGGCAAUGUAGCUUCUCCAUACUAGCGGUUAAGAGCUUAUCAUAUUCCAGAAACAUGCAAAUCAAAGCCUACAACUGAGUCUAACUGCUGUUUCAAAGUCUGAAUGGCUGGACAUGUUGGUUUCAAAAACAGCAAUUAAGCAUCCUGCUUAGAUGUCCAGAGAACACUGGACAGUGGAAACUAGAGCUGUUUCCAGUUAAUUUUCUAAUGUUUGACAAAUGCCUCCACUGACAGAAGGCAGAUUAUAUGCUACCUCUCCCAACUCAGGGCGUUAAUUGCAUCAAACAAAGCCAGCCCUAAAAUGAUUGUUUACUCUUGCAGGAUGAAGAAGGAAAAACAGAACCUUUUGUUAGGAAACUCAAGAAGCAAUAUGUGAAUGAAAAAAGAGACUAUAUCCGUGAGAUACAGGCUCAAUUAGGAACCUUGAUGUGAGUAUCAGCCUGAAAAGAAUUGGAUCCCGACUAUCUUAAUUGGAAAUUAACUCAUUGAUUUCAAUAGAAGCUAUGAUUAACUUGUCUCAAUGGAAUUCAAAUUUACACCACAGCUUCCAUCUGCAUGAUUAAAUUCAAUUGGACUUACUCCUCAAAUUAUAUGUAUGGUAUUAUAGCCUUCAUCUAGAUCUAAUCCCUGGUUGGUCGGACAGUUAAUCUCUCUCCCCCUUUUGCCCCCUCUCACAAUCCUACACACACAAACGUUUGUGUGUGUGUGUGUGUGUGUGUGUGAGUGAGAGAGAUGUGUGAUGCUUUCCUUUUCAUGAAUUCCUUGCCACUUUAAAAAAUAGAAGAAAAAAGGUGUUAGCCAGGGCAGCAAGAAAUCUCCUUAGAAGGACUAUACAUGCGAUAAAUGCAAUUUUUCCAUCGGUAUCAGGCCAUCAGAUGAGUCGUCAGCACCUCCUAGUAUCCAAAAGCAGGAAAUGCACAAGAGUAAAGGAAUAUACUGAUACUUUCUGUCACCACUCAGUUCGUUUCCUGCAUUCCUAAGGCAGACCUCUCUGCUUCAAUGAUUUCCAGUGGCUUUGCUCCUAUUUUUCUUCUUGAUUCUGUUUUCCACUUUUUAAAAAAUUAAAAAUUGACCCUUUUACCUUCCCAGACUGCCAUAUCACUCCAAUGGCUGCCUCCCUUGGUUCCCACCCAAAUUUUUCCUGCCUGCCAUUUGUUCCUGUCUCUGCUCACCUCCACCCACACCCCAGGCUGUUUUUCUGCCAUCCUAGCCUGCCAGUCUUUUCCUCAUGGAGAUUUAUUUUUCACCACCUAUCAUUUAUUUCCAGGCCUGUUCCUUGGUGGUUGUGGUUCCAGCUGGGUCCUCUGUCCCUUAGGCAGCUGUGGUCCAGCUGUCUUCAUUUUGCCUUCCAUUUGUUCUUUGGAAGAAGUCUAACCAAAUACUUCCACUUGACAAACUCCUAGUUUUGUUUAAUCCUAAGACCUUGGGGAGGAAGGCUUCAUCUGCUACUUCGGCUUGCUACCUGCAGGUCUCUAUUUAACUUGCCUAUGAGUGUCUCAAGCUUCCUGUCCCACAGAGCACAUCAUGGCUCAUUUGCCACUAACACCUUGGGCUUUUGACAUUUGCAAGGCUAUAACUUUUGUUAAGCAUUGUAAAUUGGCAAGCUUCUUUCAAGAGGAAAGUUACAAGUGGUUUUGCAGACCUAGGCAGCCUGGCGAAUUGACUCUACUGGGACUGUGGGCUUUGGUACAUCCCAUUUGAUGGCCUGACACCCAUGGAAAAGGGACCAUUGGUCUCAUCUGCAGGAUGGUUUUCAUGGGUGACACUGUCAGAACCAUUCUCUGAACUAGGGGGACUACUGGUCUUCAAUGCCUUUUUGGGGUUGUUUUUGUUGUUGCUUGUUUGUAGCUGUUACUUGUUGUGUGCCUCCUGUGUUUUACAUCUUUCUGUUUUCCUGAUCAUGUCUGCUAGUGAUGUCCUGUGUUAGUCUGAGUGAGGAUGGAAAGCAGUCAUAUAUUCCUUGACUUGUGCAUUUCCUGCUUUUUUAUACUAAGGGGCACUGAUGACCCAUCUGACAGCCUGAUACCCUUGAAAACCACCCUUCAAGUGAGACUAAUGACCUGUUUUCUUAACUUCAAACUAUGUACUGGUAGUGUGCAGGUCAGGAUGCAGUAAACUUGGAUAGGUGAUCAGCAUUAAACCUGAAUACCAGUUUUCUAAUGUAGGCCAUACUUACACAUCAAUGACUCUCAUUGACUACUUUACCCUUUUUACAUACAGGGAAGUGAGACCAGAUGACUUGCGGGCGGCUUUCUGCAUACUCGACCAUGGUUUGUCAGAGCGAACCCUGGAGUCUUACAUCUGUUAUGCGUUCCAAGUUUCCAAAGACCAAUUGGACCCUGCGGUCUCCAUCCCCAUAGAAGUACUGAUGAAAAGGCUUAAGGCUGGAGAUAUCAGACGACAAGGAACUGUUAUAGGAGAUGCAAAGUAUCAGCUCCAAUCCCACGCUUUAGAAGAAACAGAAGCUCUUGUCAAUAUUUAAACCCUAUACCCACCUCUUCCAAGGGUAAUUAGAGUAAUAAAUUUUACAGAAUAGUAAUGUAGAACAAAACUUUCCUCAAAGAGCUCUGGUGACAGCCCUGCUGGAGUAUAGCCUUAGGUAAUAGAGGGUUUGACUUCUUAGAGGCCGUGACCAAAGGGUAAAAGUUGUUCACAACUGGCAACUGGCAGCAUGCCUUUCUCCUCACAGCUAUGUACUUUAGUAUUUACUAAGGCUCCUCCAUUAAGUCAAAGUGGCAGUUUACCCAACUACACAUUGAAAGCUUAAGGAUAAAUGUUUUUAGAAGAUUCUUUACAUCUACUUCCCUUGCUAGAAUUUCUGUGAGAUGAAAAUAAAAUGGUUCUGUUUCUUUCUGGCAUUUAAACCAGUAUUUCCACUAAGCCUAGAUCUGCUUUGUUAUUGCAGUUUAAGAUGGCACACUUGAGCCUCUGUGACUCUUCAGUCCUCCAGCACACUGUGUAAUACAUAUCAGUUUUUCAAAGUAAAAUACAGAACUUGUGCUCUGCAAAACAUUGCUUUAUUUUACAACCACUGUACAGGAAUAUGAAAAAAGCUUCUGUAGCACAGG